Messenger RNA from Globicephala melas (long-finned pilot whale), 5068 nucleotides. RefSeq names its product zinc finger protein 446 (gene ZNF446). The record is from RefSeq and is a predicted model, not a curated record. Lineage: Eukaryota; Metazoa; Chordata; Mammalia; Artiodactyla; Delphinidae. Gene Ontology annotation, biological process: regulation of DNA-templated transcription.
ACCCUGCGACUCUGCAGAUUCCUCUCGGAGGCAUGGGGCGCCUCUCAGUCGUGAGAGGCCUCCUAAAAUGAUCAUCUACUGGCGGAGGCCGCGCCUGUCCCUGUUUUGCUGAGGCUCAUGGGAAAUGUAGUCCGAAGGGAGGGGGUGGUGCUGCCUUCGGAGCAGACGUGUGAUUGGCCAGGGCGGCGUCGCCAGGGCAACGCGCGAGGGGCUGACCGCUGGGUCCGGGGAGAGGCGCGCGGGACCGCGUGGGCCCACUUACCCGAAGUGGCUUCGGGUGGCCGAGGUCCCCUUUGGUGGCUCCAAGAAGACUCCCGGCACAACAAUGCCAUCCCCACUGGGCCCCCCGAGUCUGCCCUCUGUGGACCCCGAGGCCACCCAGGAGGAUCCUGAGGCAGCACGCCAGCGCUUCCGGGGCUUCUGCUACCAGGAGGUGGCCGGUCCCCGCGAGGCCUUGGCCCAGCUCCGGGAGCUCUGCCGCCAGUGGCUGCGGCCCGAGGUGCACUCCAAGGAGCAGAUGCUGGAGCUGCUGGUGCUGGAGCAGUUCCUGGGCGCGCUGCCCCCUGAGAUCCAGGCCUGGGUGCGGGGACAGCAACCAGGCAGCCCUGAGGAGGCCACUGUCCUGGUCGAGGGCCUGCAGCAUGACCCUGGGCAGCUUCUGGGCUGGAUUACAGCACAUGUCCUGAAGCAAGCGGUGCUCCCAGCCGCACAGAACACAGAGGAGUCUGUGGGGAGCUCCCACCCUUCAGGGACAGUGGAGCCCCGAAAGGCAGCCUCUUGGGAGGGGUCCAAGGAUGCCCAGUUGGAGGAGAAUGCCCAGCUCAGCUGCAGCGUGAAGGAGGAGCCUGAUGGCUACGGGCAGGAGACAGCACCGUCCAGCCCCCCACAUCCAGCCCGGUCCCAUGAGGGGCCCGCUGAACAACAGGAACCGACCUCCGUGCCCUUUCAGCCACCCAGGAUUCAGGAGGAGUGGGGGCUCCUGGACCGGUCACAGAAGGAGGUGUACUGGGACGCGAUGCUGCAGAAGUACGGCACGGUGGUCUCCCUGGCAGGGUUGCCGUGUCCCCUGCCGGAGGCGCGCACUGAGCCGGAGCCGGAGGCGCUGAGCACCGGAUCCGAGGGAGCGAGAAGCCUCCUCCCGGGUGAGUGGCCUCCCGCUCCCCGGUGGCGACGGGGGCGGGGGGGCGGGGAGCCCAGGCCGCCCCGCGCCUGGGGGGCUGCGGGCGGAGUCACCAGGCGACCUGGCUCUGCCACCUCUGGCCCCCCACCAGGAGGAGAGAGCGAGAGCUCCCGAGAGGGCCGGCCCGGCUGCCCGGAGGCCCCGCCGCCCGCGCGGAGCAAGCCCUACACGUGCGCGCAGUGCGGCCGCACCUUCGACUGGAAGUCGGUGUUCGUCAUCCACCGCCGCGCGCACGCGGGCGGCCCGGGCGCCGAGAAGCAGCCGGUGGGGCCGCCCCGGCGCGCGCUCCCGGGCCCGCGCAGCUACGCCUGCGAGGAGUGCGGCCGCAGCUUCAGCUGGAAGUCGCAGCUGGUCAUCCACCGCAAGGGCCACGCCGGCCAGCGGCGCCACUUCUGCGGCGACUGCGGCCACAGCUUCGACUGGAAGUCCCAGCUGGUCAUCCACCGCAAGAGCCACCGGCCCGAGGCCCCGUGAGCGCAGGAGGGGCGCCUCGCCGGGGCCCCGGGCCCAGCCCGCCCCUGCUACUCCACUCCGCCGCAGCCUGGAGAGCUGGAGGCCGCCCAGGCCAGAAGUCAGAGUCCCAGGAGGGUGCCCCACCCCCGAUCAGUCUCCCCCCAAAGCCGCGGCUCCCUCCUCUCCUGUCUCGCCCACCCCGCCUUUCAGAGAGAGAGGCCUGGGCUCCAGUGCACCGACCCACCGGACCCGCGGCGGCCAGGUGGCUUCCAAACCCCUUCCUGUGACAUGGUGCAGGCCGGUGCAGGAAGCCCAGGAGAGCACAGCCUACUUCUGUUUGCAGGCAGGUGGAAGGCUAAAGUCUGGCCACUGUGCGUUUUAGAUUUUUAACAAAUUCCAGUUUUCUCCUGGAGAAGCUUCUGCGUAAGAAUCCUCAUCUCUGGUCUCUGCUGGUCGGAUCAGCAGCCCCUGCCCUUCCUGCCCGGCAGCUGGAGCUUCAGAGCUGCCUGCCCACGAGCAGGUCGGUGUCCGGCUUACCUGUUCCUCGGCCACACACAUCACUCCCUGGCCUUGUCCUUCCAGCUGUCGAGUCCCAGCCUGAACGGACAUUAAGGGAACUUCUUUCCAAGUCUGGAUGGACAAGCAUGGCGUCUGAGAACAGACGUGACUUAGGCCGCGCAGGCUGGCAGGUGAGUGAGUCACAGAGCAGGAGGGCGGAGGAUCAGCCGCCUGCUGCCCACGGCAGUCCGUCUGUGGGCAUUCAGGACUUUGGCCAGUGUACUGUACUGCUUUCCUACUGUUGCUCUAACGAGCCCGGUGGCUUGAAACAACACAAAACGUGCUCUCUUAGGACUCUGAACUGGGUCUCACUGGGCCCAAUCAAGGUGUCAGCACGGCUGGUUCCUCCUGAAGGCUCUAAGGGGGGAAUCCACUUUAAGGCUUUUUCUAGCUUGUAGAGGCUGCCACGUUCCUCGGUGGUGGCGCCUUCCUCCAUCUUAAAAGCCAGCAGUGGAUGGUUAAGUCUCAUGCUGCCUCCCCCUUGUAAAGACCCUCAGGGUUACAUCUACGGCUCCCCUGGUAACCCGUGAUGAUCUCCCCAUCUCGGGGUCACAUCUCAUCCAUGCCCCACCUACACACCUGAUCUCAUCUGCAAAAUCCCUUCUGCAUGUGAGACAACAUUCACAGGUUCCAGGGAUUAGGACAUGGGUGUCUUUGGGGACUGUUAUUCCACACCCUUCUCUGUCACCUUUCUGCUCUGAAAACAAGGGACAUUUUUGUGGGACGUGGUUUCAGGGAGACAGGUGCACCCACAGAAGGAGCCCUCUGCAGCCUCAGGCUCAUGCAGGGGUGGCAGGUGGGUGUUGAGUGUGGCUGUGACCAUGGUUACUAGCAGAGGUGGGGUGGACACCUGGGCUGCGUGGGGAGGACCUUGCUGCAGCCUGAAACUGGGAGGGAGAGGCCUCCAUCUGGAGGACCCGUCUCCUCCAUGCCCAGUCUUCUGAGGACCUUUGACCUGUCGACCACACUCAGGCCUGAGGAAGCAGAGCCAGGCUGGAGAUGGAACCGGGCACUGGUGAUCUUGUUACCGAGUCCCAGCUUGUACUGCUGGCCGCACCACAGGCCAAUAAAUUGAGAGCCGAGUUGUUGAGGCAAGGAAUAGUGACUUUAUUCAGAAAGCCAGCGGACUCGGGACUUCCCUGGCGGCGCAGUGGUAAGAAUCCGCCUGCCAACCUAGGGGACACGGGUUCGAUCCCUGGUCUGGGAAGAUCCCACAUGCCGCAGAGCAACUAAGCCCAUGCGCCACAACUACUGAGCCUGCGCUCUAGAGCCCGAGAGCCACAACUACUGAGCCCGCAUACCUAGAGCCUGUGCUCCACAACAAGAGAAGCCACCGCAAUGAGAAGCCCGCCGCAACUGGAGAGAAAGCCCGCGUGCGGCAACGAAGACCCAACGCAGCCAAAAAUUCAUUGAAAAAGAAAGUGCUGGGCUUCCCUGGUGACGCAGUGGUUGAGAGUCCGCCUGCCGAUGCAGGGGACACGGGUUCGUGCCCCGGUCUGGGAAGAUCCCACAUGCCACGGAGCAGCUGGGCCCGUCAGCCAUGGCCGCUGAGCCUGUGCUCCGCAACGGGAGAGGCCACAACAGUGAGAGGCCCGCGUACCGCAAAAAAAAAAAAAAAAAAAAAGAAAGUGCUUUUAAAAAAAAUAGAAAGCCAGCAGACCAAGAAAGUGGUGCACUCGUGCCCCAAAGAACCAUGUUGCAUGAGUUAAAAUUCAGGUUUCUUUCAGAGGGAGUAAAGUGAAACAUUUCCUGGCUCAGAUCAGCUCCGGGAGGGGAUGUGUUCUGUCAUUCACAGGGGGGCCUGGUCAGGAGGUUUCCUGGGAGCUGAACAAAGGUAUUUUAGCUUAACGUCCAUUAUACCUGGGAGGCAGGGCUCCCAGGAAUGGGCCAUUGUGUAUAUUGAAGCUUAUAGGCAACAUCCCUCCGGUUACUAACUUGUAACAGAAUACAAAGGUGCUUCCCUGUUACAAUCUGGUUGGCAAGCAGGAAACUUCAUCCAUGCCGGGGACACGGCGGAAGAGGACAGAGCAGGACCCGAGCACUCAGGCCAGGCCGAGGGCCCAACGUCAGGACCGCCAGGUGCUGAGGGAGAGCGGUGGGCUACCUUCUAAUGCAAUUUUCCAUAUUUAAAAGUAGUUUAUAUUCACGUAGAGAAAUCUGAAAUACACAAGAGGGCAAAGGAGAUCGCAAAAACGAUUCCUAAUGCUGCUGUCUUAUUCUCAGUGUUCAUCCGCGGGGCUUUGUGCCACACAGCUUGUGAAGCUACUGUACGUUGUGAAUCGUGCUCUUACCACGCAGCUCCCUGUGUUAUUAAAAAUGCCGGGGUGGAAAUCCCGUUUUCUGGCCGGCAGUGUUGUUCCCACCAAGCCCAGAUAGUUCCUUGUUUCCCGCCCCCCUUAGCACCCAGUGCUGUGGUGGCCGCACCUGAGCAGACACCCCAGAUGCAACCUAGCUGUUUCCUCAGAACAGACACACUCCCAAAGCGGGAGUUUCCGGGAGCAUGGGAUUUCUGUUCUUGUUUUUUCCUUUUUCUUUUUGUCUUAAAACAUUAUUUUAUAGUUCUGGAGGUCAGGGGUCAGGCACAGUUUCACUAAGCUAAGCUCCAGGUGCGGUAGGGUUGAGUGCCUUCUGUCUCUGGGAGAACCCAUCCCAUGUGCUCGACUUUUCCACCCUAGAGAUGGCCUGCGAGCCGGGCUCACGGCCCUUCCCCACCUUCUGAGCCAGCGGUGGCCAGUCGGCUCUCUCCCACAGGGCGUCACCCUGCCACUGUCCUCUGCCUCCCCUUCCACCUCUGAGGGUCCUCGUGGUGACGUUGGGCCCACCCGGAUCAUCCAGAACGACUUUUUUUUUUUUUUUUGGCUGCAUUGGGUCUUCGUU